Molecule: messenger RNA, 1312 nt
Organism: Musa acuminata AAA Group (dessert banana)
Lineage: Eukaryota; Viridiplantae; Streptophyta; Magnoliopsida; Zingiberales; Musaceae
Product: serine/threonine-protein phosphatase PP-X isozyme 2
Exons: 8
Coding region: 140-1057 (305 amino acids)
Biological process (GO): double-strand break repair via homologous recombination
Cellular component (GO): nucleus; cytoplasm
Molecular function (GO): protein serine/threonine phosphatase activity
Source: RefSeq, a predicted model, not a curated record
AGAGAGAGAGAGAGAGAGAGGGGAUUCGCGUGCCGGAAAGUGAGAGUACUUUGGAAGGCCGGGCGCCGAGGGCUCGAAGAGAGAGAGAGAGAGAGAGAGAGAGAGAGUAGAUCGGGUGGGGCGGCUGAGGCCGGCGGCGAUGUCAGAUUUGGACCGGCAGAUCGAGCAGCUGAAGCGGUGCGAGCCGCUGAAGGAGUCGGAGGUCAAGGCACUGUGCCUUAAGGCCAUCGAAAUCCUCGUCGAGGAGAGCAACGUCCAAAGGGUGGACGCCCCCGUCACCAUAUGUGGUGACAUUCACGGGCAGUUCUAUGACAUGAAAGAAUUAUUUAAGGUUGGCGGUGAAUGUCCAAAGACCAAUUACUUGUUUUUAGGUGAUUUUGUUGAUCGUGGGUUUUAUUCAGUUGAAACCUUCCUGCUGCUGCUUGCGUUGAAGGUGAGGUAUCCAGACCGCAUAACACUUAUUCGAGGAAACCAUGAAAGCCGGCAGAUUACACAGGUAUAUGGAUUCUACGAUGAGUGCCUCCGUAAGUAUGGAUCAGUAAACGUAUGGCGAUAUUGCACGGAUAUUUUUGACUACUUAAGUCUGUCAGCACUUAUUGAAAACAAAAUCUUUAGUGUCCAUGGAGGUCUUUCUCCUGCUAUAACAACUUUAGACCAGAUCCGAACAAUAGAUCGUAAGCAAGAGGUUCCUCAUGAUGGAGGCAUGUGUGAUCUUCUAUGGUCAGAUCCAGAAGAUGCUGUUGAUGGCUGGGGUAUAAGUCCCAGGGGUGCAGGCUAUUUGUUCGGAGGGAAUGUUGUUAUGUCCUUUAAUCAUUCAAAUAAUAUCGAUUACAUAUGUCGUGCACAUCAGUUGGUUAUGGAAGGAUACAAAUGGAUGUUUAACAACCAGAUUAUAACUGUCUGGUCUGCUCCUAAUUACUGUUACAGGUGUGGUAAUGUGGCAGCUAUACUUCAGCUGGACGAGGGCCUGAAUAAGCAGUUCCAAGUAUUUGAAGCUGCGCCACAUGAAUCAAGAGGGAUUCCUUCCAAAAAGCCUCCUCCAGAUUACUUCCUCUGAGAGCAAGCUUGAGACCUUUGCUUCUGCCUCUGUUUGAAGUCGCGGCAAACUCAUCAGAUUUUUUUCCCCAUGCUGAGGUGGGCUUACUCUGUCUGGUCCUUGUUGCAAUGUACAUGUCGAGGUUCCAAUAGCCGAGGGUCAGGUUAGGACUGUUGUAGUUGCAAAUAUGUACACAACUAUACAAACAUUUUUUGCACUACCUACACAAAAUGUUGAAGGAAUAAAUGGGAAUUCUUUGGGACGGUGCCAAACAAA